Molecule: messenger RNA, 3485 nt
Organism: Haliotis rubra (blacklip abalone)
Lineage: Eukaryota; Metazoa; Mollusca; Gastropoda; Lepetellida; Haliotidae
Product: protein white-like
Exons: 20
Coding region: 174-2252 (692 amino acids)
Biological process (GO): transmembrane transport
Cellular component (GO): plasma membrane
Molecular function (GO): ABC-type transporter activity; ATP hydrolysis activity; ATP binding
Source: RefSeq, a predicted model, not a curated record
CUCACGGUGUGUCACCGUACACAGGCGGCGGAACCUUGUUACAAGUAUGGCUAACUACGACGCUAUCCCCCGGAACGCUGACCCCGAAACCCACUCUGACGUACAUACCAUUACUUAGCUCACCUGCUCACACGGAACUUAAAAAAGAUUUAAAAUUAUCGACUUAAUCCAGAAUGUCGGAGAGUGAGAGAGUGCCUCUCCUGAAGGAUGACUCUGCAAGAGAUGAUCCAGUAUAUGUCAAUGUCCCACCAACGGGUCAUACAGAGUCGAGCAUCGAUGGGGCAUCGGAAGUCAGAGAAAACACAAUUUACCAGCCUUACGUUGAAAAAAGACGAGAACUCUCCCAUCACAGGAAGAGCUACAGUGAAGGAGUGGAUCCUAUAUCCCUGUCGUGGGAAAAUGUUAAUGUUUAUGUGAAAUCUGAGAGAAAGAAGUGCUGUGGCGGAAGCUCAAAGGCUGUGAAACAGAAACAGAUAUUACGAAAUGUGACAGGACUUGUGAAGCCAGGGACACUGCUGGCCAUUAUAGGAGCCAGUGGUGCUGGCAAGUCAACACUGAUGAACGUCCUGACUGGCCGAAAUGUUGUGCAAUAUAUCAUAGAAGGAGGGAUAAAAGUGAAUGGCGUGGAUGUUGGGAAAGGCAUCAAGAACAUCUCCGCCUAUGUACAGCAGGAUGAACUGUUCCUGGGAACACUCACUGUCAGAGAACAACUCAUCUUCAGGGCCCUACUGAGGAUGGACAAGAGCCUUAAGAAGAAAGCACGGUUGCAGAGGGUGGAGGAGGUGAUUACAGAGAUGGGACUGAGCAAGUGUGCAGACACUCAAGUGGGGACUCCCGGACGGACCAAGGGCAUUUCUGGCGGUGAGAAGAAGAGGCUGUCCUUCGCUUCUGAGGCGCUGACCAACCCCCCACUGAUGUUCUGUGACGAGCCGACGUCUGGACUGGACUCCUUCAUGGCCCAGAACAUUGUCCAGACCCUCCAGAACAUGGCAUCCAAGGGCAGAACAAUCUUGUGUACCAUUCACCAGCCAUCGUCAGAAGUCUUCGCCAUGUUUGACGAGGUUUUGCUGCUGGCAGAGGGGAGAACGGCAUUCGUAGGUCCAUCAAAAGAGGCAUUUGAGUUCUUCUCAAGCAAAGGCUUCCUCUGCCCUCCAAACUUCAACCCUGCAGAUUUUUAUGUGCUUACACUGGCCAUUGUACCAGGGAAAGAAGCCGAGUGUCGGGACAAAGUGGAGAAACUAUGCGAUGCUUUCAGUGGGAGCGAGACUUAUGGGAAGAUGAAGACAGAUAUCAAUGAUGUCAGCAGCAAAAUCCAGGACCAAUCUUCAUCGGUUGUGUUUGAAGAUGCUUUUGCCAGCGGGAAUGACAGGUAUCAGACAUCCUGGAUACGGCAAUUCAGUACGGUUCUGUGGAGAAGUUGGAUCAGCGUGUUCCGAGAUGUGAUCUUGUUCCGGGUCAGGGUCUUGCAGACGUUGCUGAUUGCUUUGGUGUUUGGGCUGAUCUACCUCAAGCAGGAAUACAACCAGGAAGGUGUCAUGAACAUCAACGGUGCCCUCUUCCUCCUCAUCACUAAUGCCUCUUUUAGCAGCAUGUUUUCCGUCAUCAAUUCUUUCCCUAUUGAGCUAGAAAUCUUCAUGAGGGAGUAUGGGAGCGGCCUAUAUCGAGUUGAUGUCUACUUCUUGUCAAAAACAUUUGCAGAGCUCCCCACCUUUGUAUUUCUGCCCUGGCUGAUGGUGCUGGUCCUAUACUGGAUGAUAGGGUUUUACAAUGAAGCUAUCACCUUCUUGAUAUGUUCUGGGGUUGUGAUUCUUGUAGCCAACGUGGCAGUAUCCUUUGGCUACUUGAUCUCAACAGUAGCAGGCUCCGUGAACAUAGCUUUAGCUAUUGCACCCCCCUUACUUAUCCCAUUCAUGCUGUUCGGAGGACUUUUUCUUAAUAAUGGCUCCGUCCCCGUGUACUUCAUCUGGCUCAAGUACAUCUCGUGGUUCCAGUAUGCAAAUGAGGUCCUGUCUGUCAACCAAUGGGAGAAUGUUCACAGUCUAGAAUGUGGACCUAGCAACGGUACUCUCCCUGGCAACGGUACUGAUAGUCCGCAACGCUGCUACAGAGAUGGCCAAGAUGUCUUGAACUACCUCAACUUCACUGAGGACAAUGUGGUCUUGGACCUGUGUCUGAUGUGUGCGCUGCUGGUGGGGUUCCGCUUACUCGCCUUCCUCGUCCUCCUCUUCAAGGCGCGGAGGUCCAAGUCCUAAACAGAUGGAGAUUGCCAAUGGUGUGUCAUGAAUGCCUCUCUGGCUACCCACAAAUUCAAGCCAAACAAGUUGUUUGUGGUGCAAUUGAAUCUGAGAUUUCACAGUGGACCAGAAAUAAUAUAUUUCACUUUCUGCAGGGAAAAUUAAAAUAUUUAGAAAAAUGACUUAUGUGAGUGUCAAAAUUGCAAAAGGAAUUUGGUUACCAUUUUCAUGUCUUCUACAAAAAUAGUCUCAAUAAAAUCAGAUCUGCUAUUCCAGUAGUUACCAUGGUUACAGUCUCAUGAUUUCGACACCUUGGUAUGAGUGAAGUAUUGAGACCAUUGUAUCCUUUUCUGUUUUUCAAAACUGAAUUAAACCAACAAGAACCAAAUUUCAAUUAAAGGGGAAUCUUCAAAUCAUUGUCAGUAUUUUAUCUACUGUUUUUUUCCCAGCGCCAUGGCAUUGACCCCCAAACAGAAGAAAUAUUUGUGUUCUGAUACGGGGUUUAACUGUCUGGCUGCUGAAUCAGUUAUUGAACCAAUCAGAUUUCUGUAUUCAUUUCACCCACUCUCUUCACAGAGCCUCAUAAGGAAAUUCAUCUAGCAGAUAGAGUCAGGAAGUGAACUGUCUGCUGGAUGAAUUUCCUUAUGAGGCUCUGUUAAGAGAGAUUGUCUCAAUAACUGAUGCAUACUUCAUUCAGAUUGGGGAGAGUGGGCGGUGGGGUAGCCUAGUGGUUAAGGCGUUUGCUCGUCAUGACGAAGACCCCGGUUUGAUUCCCAACAUGGGUAGAAUGUGUUAAGCUCAUUUGUGGUGUCCUCCACCGUGAUAUUGUUGGAAUAUUGCUAAAAGCAGCGUAAAACCAAACUCACUCACUCACUCAGAUUGGGGAGCCAAAGUUUACACAGGGUUAUAUGAAACAAUCUUCUAUGGAGGUAUCAUCCUAACCUAACACAGGGAGGUGUCUUAUCAGAGUAGAAGAUCUUGUUUUAAUGUAAUUGCUUCAGAGGCUGACACAGAACUGAUACUGCUGGUGUGUGUGGAAAACCAGGAAGAAGACCAGAACUGAAGACUUUGCCCAGGAUCAUUGCAUAAUUUCUUUACAAGGAAAUCCAUACCUUUCUCUGAAUAUAUAGACUCACCUGCCAAAGAUGUACAUAGAAUUAUUACCAGCAUUCGAAAUACCUGCCUACCUGACCGCCCAGGGUGGGUUAUUUUCAACACGGACUGCCAGAUUCUCAAAUUCACCUGCCCAAC